Peronospora farinosa is the source of this 1023-nucleotide messenger RNA. The record is from the annotation of a GenBank genome assembly. NCBI's taxonomy places the organism in Eukaryota, Oomycota, Peronosporomycetes, Peronosporales, Peronosporaceae.
AUGCAGGAUUUUGAGCAACUCGAGUUCCUAGGCCGUGGAGGUUUUGCUAGUGUCUAUCUCGUUCGACGUCUCAACUCCCCUAGUCUCUAUGCGGUCAAAAGAAUUUUGAAAUCCAAAGUUGUCACGGAUCAGCAGAAAUCCCGCUUGGAAGUUGAAAACUUCAUUUUGCAACAAGUCACGAGUCCGUUUCUAUGUCGAGGCUUUGAAACAUUUGAGACGACGGAGGAAUUUGCAUUUUUACAAGAAUACGUCGAAGGACGUACAUUGUAUGAGUGUGUGUGGAACUACAAAGACACGGGCAAGUUCCCGGAAAAUGUCGCCAAGUUUUUUGCGGCACAACUGGUGCUGGCACUGGGAGAAUUGCAUGCUGUUGGAUACAUGCAUCGUGAUUUCAAGAGUGGCAACGUGUUGAUUGGAAAAGACGGAUUUGUCAAGGUAAUUGACUUUGGACUUGCGAAAAAAGUGUUAGUAGGUGAGACAGAAGAAGAUGGACGCACACACUCGAUCUGUGGUACUCACUAUAUUAUGGCACCUGAAAUUAUGAGUCGGCAACCUUAUGGCGUCGGCGUUGACUGGUGGAGUUUGGGUGUGGUAAUCUACGAAAUGGUGGUGGGCCACCCGCCGUGGGAAUACCAAUGUCCACCAAAUAGUACCAUUGAUGAGUACUUUCAGCAUAUUACGUUCAUUGCUAGAUCCCCGUUUCAGAAUGCUGGUGAUAUUGCCCAAAGACGUGAACAGGAACUGAGUAGCGAUCUGCAAACGUUGAUAAGUGGUCUACUGACGAUAAACUUUCACAAACGUCUUGGUAUAAAUGGAGCAACCGAGGUUAUGCACCAUACAUGGUUUCGUGAUGUCAACUGGGAACAUCUGAAGACGAAAGAUGCGUCAAUCAAUUUGCCGUAUAGUGCUCAAGCCGACUAUAACGCAGACCGAAUCCGCACACAUCCUUCUCGAAUUGACAGUCUGUCCAGUGCAGAGAGCAUUGAUCCUGAAGAAAAUGCAAAGUACUUUGCUGAGUUUUAA